AUGAAUGGCGAUGGGAUUUGUCGAUCGAGGCCUGGAAUGCCGCCGGCAACGAGCAUUGCGCCCCCUCCCGACGCUUGCGAUUGCGCGCUGGAUCAAUCUGCCUUUCCCGUUUGCUUGGCGAGCAACGAGCGCCUAAACCCUGUGACGCAGCCCUCUAGCUGUGCUACGGGACAAUGGACGAUGAGAUUUCUCCUAUCUAGAGCUCGAGAAACGGCUAGCAAUCGCUGCAUUGCUUGCUAUCGAUCCGGAAUAGGCGGCGUCCCGCCGGUUGAUGACCUCUCAAAGCAGGAGAAGCUCGAGGCGCGAGUUUUUCCUGAGGGGUGGAGCUCCAGUGCGCGAAUCAAGAGGCUGGAUGCUACCUCGCUCGAGCAGAUUCGAAGAGGAAGCCUCUACCUAGAUAUGAUGUAUUACACAACUGAACCGGAUGUGCAUGGAAAUGAAGCAUCUCCAGUUGCGUUUGCCAUUGCCGAGCUCCUCGAGUCCAUUCCCUUGUUCAUGUGGAGUUUGAAUGUGUAUGGCGGUCGGUACCAAACUUCAGAGCUGCCUGCUUCAAGCAGCCAUAGUGUUCCUCGUCUGCACUUCGUUUUGCAAUUCAUUCUUAAACACGAGGACAUCUCGGUCAAGGUGCAUCAAUCGCCAUUGCUUUGCUGCGCGCCUAGCGCUCGGCUCGACCUCUCCGGCAAGCGCGUUGUGGUGGUUGGAUUGGGUUCCUCCGGCAGGGCUGCGAUUAGGCUUGCCCUGCUUCGUGGAGCCAGUGUCAUUGCUGUGGACAAGAAUGACAAGCUUGCGCCUCUCAAGGAAGAUCCUGCAUUCCAUGGCUAUGAAAUGGAUCGGGUCAGCACCGAGCUCGGUCCUCAUCAACUGGAAACGUUUCUCAGUGCUUCCAGAAUUGUUGUCUCGCCAGGAGUUCCACUUAGCGAGCCCAUUCUCGCCUAUGCCAUGGACUCGGGCAUUCCAACGAUAUCGGAGCUCGGAUUUGCUGCUGAAGCGUUCCCGAAAGCUGUGAAAAUUGCUGCUGUGACAGGCACCAACGGAAAAUCUACGGUCACGACCUUUACUGGUCAGAUUUUGCAGCAAGCUGGAGUGCGGACUUUCGUAGGAGGAAAUCUCGGGACACCAUUCUCUGAUGCUGCGUGCGAGUGUUUUAAGUUCCCUUCCGACGAUCCUCCUUACCAGGCAGCGGUUUUAGAAGUUAGCAGCUAUCAACUGGAGCUUCCGGGAUCUUUUUCCCCGUCUGUUGGCGUGAUUCUUAACUUGUCGCCCGACCACUUGGAGCGCCACAAGAGCAUGGAAAACUAUGGCGAGACAAAGUGCCGGCUGUUUGAGCGUAUGGAUUCCUCGAAGUUAUCCAUCAUUCCUCAUGCGGACGAGUUCCUGAGAAAGGUUGCAUAUAAGUAUAACAGUGGCAGCACCAAAGCCUGGCUUGGAGCACUCCCUGGCGUUCAGCUUGAUAGCCAGGCAAGGCGAGCCGUCGUGGUGGUUCCAACAACGAAAGCUGAAGCCCGAUUAUAUCUCAGUGGAUUGAAAGCUGUUGGUUCCCACAAUGCUCAGAAUGCUGCCACUGCUUCCUUGCUCUCUCUCGCGCUGGACGUUGGUGUCGACGAGCACAAACUGCAGGCAGCGAUUGGACAACUCACACCUUUACCUCAUCGGAUGCAAAUUGUUGGACAAGACAAGAAAGGUGUUUUGUGGAUCAACGACAGCAAGGCCACGAAUGUGGAUGCAGCUUACACGGGCAUCAAAGGCCUCGCCGAUCGAAAAGCUGUUAUACUCCUCGGAGGUCUCGCGAAGGUGCUUGAUGAGGAUGGAAGCCUUGGAUUCAAGAAACUAAGCGAUCUCCUACAAAAUCACAGGGCCAUCGUCACAUUCGGUGCAUUUGGCGAACAGAUCGAGAAAGAGUUGAAGGAAGCCAACGUUUCAAUCCCAUGCUUCCGUUCCCUGACCAUGGAAGAUGCUGUAGCUAGAGCUGAGAAACUCUCCAAACAAGGAGAUAUAAUUCUUCUCAGCCCAGCUUGUGCCAGUUUUGACGAGUUUCGCAACUUUCAGCAUCGAGGGGAAGUGUUUGGACAGCUUGCAACUCGAUACAUAACAUCGACGACGUAAAGUUCAGUUGUUCUUCCUCACGGAUCACCAAGUGCAUGUUUCUGGAUCGCGAAGCUGGCUUUGAUAAGCAUUGGACAAAUUUUCCCGAGAAAACGUUGUCAAGAUAUGGGAGUUCGAGUCGUCAUAUCU
Messenger RNA from Selaginella moellendorffii, 2232 nucleotides. RefSeq names its product UDP-N-acetylmuramoylalanine--D-glutamate ligase. Gene Ontology annotation, cellular component: cytoplasm. Lineage: Eukaryota; Viridiplantae; Streptophyta; Lycopodiopsida; Selaginellales; Selaginellaceae. Gene Ontology annotation, biological process: regulation of cell shape; cell division; biosynthetic process. Gene Ontology annotation, molecular function: UDP-N-acetylmuramoylalanine-D-glutamate ligase activity; ATP binding. The record is from RefSeq and is a predicted model, not a curated record. The coding region runs from base 1 to 2103 and encodes 700 amino acids. The transcript has 19 exons.